This is a messenger RNA of Acanthosepion pharaonis, 1080 nucleotides long. Lineage: Eukaryota; Metazoa; Mollusca; Cephalopoda; Sepiida; Sepiidae. The record is from the annotation of a GenBank genome assembly.
AUGCAAAUGUUCACUGGACUGUCUGCCAACUACCACUGUAUAGCCCAAAAUGUGGCACUUUCUGGCUUUCAUCUUUUUCGGGCCGAUGAAACUGUCAUCGCUGGUGAAAGGACUAUCUAUCUAUCUUUCUAUCUAUCUAUCUCAGUCUAUUCAAAUCUAUCUAUCUCUGUUCAAAUCUAUCUAUAUAUAUCUAUCUUUGUUCAAAUCUAUCUAUCUAUCUAUCUAUCUAUCUAUCUAUCUAUCUAUGUCUGUUCAAAUCUAUCUGUAUAUCUAUCUAUGUUCAAGUCUAUCUAUCUAUCUAUCUAUAUCUAUCUAUCUAAGUCUGUUCAAAUCUAUCUGUAUAUCUAUCUAUGUUCAAGUCUAUCUAUCUAUCUAUCUAUCUAUCUAUCUAUCUAUCUAAGUCUGUUCAAAUCUAUCUGUAUAUCUAUCUAUGUUCAAUCUAUCUAUCUAUCUAUCUAUCUAUCUAAUCUAUCUAUCUAUCUAAGUCUGUUCAAAUCUAUCUAUAUAUCUAUCAUCUAUCUAUAUUAUCUAUCUAUCUAUCUGUUCAAAUCUAUCUAUAUCUAUCUAUCUAUCUAUCUAUCUAUCUAUCUAUCUAUCUAUCUAUCUAUCUAUCUAAGUCUGUUCAAAUCUAUCUGUAUAUCUAUCUAUGUUCAAGUCUAUCUAUCUAUCUAUCUAUCUAUCUAUCUAUCUACCAAAAACCUUCGCUCUUUCUUUCUUACAUUUCAUAUCUUUCGGACAUUUUCUCCUUUUUUUUUUCAUUUUUUUCCUUUUUUCUUUCGUUUUCUAUUUUUUUUUUUUUUGAUUUUGUUUUUUAAUUUUUCGUUCUGCCGUUUUCUUUUCUUCGUUUUCAUAUCUUCAUUUCUUUUUAGUUUUGCUUUAUUUUUCUUCCUUUCACACUUUCGUUCAUUUUUCUUCCUUUUUUUUUUUUUUUCGUUUCUCUUUUUUUCUCUAAGUUUACCCCUACCCAGCCUUAGAACCACCUUAGACCCGUUCUAUCUAUCUAUCUAUCUAUCUAUCUAUCUAUCUAUCUAUCUAUCUAUCUAUCUAUCAUUAUUAUAUUUCCUGCUUCGUUUCCUGUAG